Messenger RNA from Dacryopinax primogenitus, 990 nucleotides. RefSeq lists its product as uncharacterized. NCBI's taxonomy places the organism in Eukaryota, Fungi, Basidiomycota, Dacrymycetes, Dacrymycetales, Dacrymycetaceae. The transcript has 6 exons. The record is from RefSeq and is a predicted model, not a curated record. Bases 1 to 990 code for a protein of 329 amino acids.
AUGACCACUAGUGUCGCCGCCAACCCUGCCCCCCAAGAGACGAGGUCUCAAGAAGAGAGAUACUACACGGCGGAGAGCUACCUUUUACCUUCUGAUGAAGAGGAGCGGUUGAGGAUGGAGAUUCUAUCCUUGAUCUUGGCACGGGAACAGGCAAGCGUUUGGCUUAACCACAUCGCCAAGACAGUGCCAUCCACUGUCUCUCUGAUCGGCGCUGAUAUUGAGGACAAGCUCUUCCCCAAGCCUCUUUCAAACCAAAUCUUCGUGAUACAGUCCAGCCUCGACCUGCCGAAGGACUGGUCCUCCCGCUUCAACCUGGUCCAUCAGCGCCUGAUGGGGCUGGCAUUCUCCUCCGACGCAUGGAAGAAAUGCAUCGAGGAGCAGUUCCGCGUUCUCAAGCCUGGUGGAUGGGUCCAGAUAGAGGAAUACGACAUCCUUUGGUCGCUGCAUAAGGACCACGAUAUUCCCCCCUACUCGCUCGCUUCGAUCGAAGGGCUGAGGACGCUGUGCGGCCUAAAGAACGUCGAUCCGGAGAUGUACCCGAAGAUCGAAGGUCUUCUCGAGACGGCAGGGUUUGUUGACGUUCGGUUGGAAAAGCUGGGGAUUCCCUUAGUUGUUGAUGGUCAGUGCACGGAUGCGCAUCAUGGGAGCAUCGAGGCUUGGCGUGGUAUGAAAGGGGCUAUCGUCCGACUCGGAGGGCUGGGGAUGGGGAAGACCCAUGAAAAGUUCGAUCAAUGGCUUGACUUGCUAGGGGAGGAAUGGCGUAGCACUGGCCAGAGCCUGCCGUACCUCAUCUGGACGGGCAGGAAGCCUCUUUUGUACAACGUAGACAAAGUCGAUCCACACAUCGUACUGCACCUCUCCUCCGCGGGGGAGCCUAACGAAGUCGUCUUCCAGCGUCAUCCCUUGCCCGACCAUCCCGCACCGGGAUACGCACGUAUCAAGAUCCUGACCGGUACGCCUCUCCCCACGAGGAGUAUGGACAUACACUGA